GGUAAGGCAGUGAGUGUAUGUGUAGUAUUUCUGAUAGUAAUAGUGCAUUCCAAUAUGGCUGCCGGCAGAUAAGAAACCCUCUUUCUCCUCUUAUUGCAGCACUAGAUGUAGCCGAGCUGAAGGGAGAAAGCCCUAAAGAGAUACUGUCAGAUCCAUCUCUCUCUUUCUCUCUCGACACCUUUUAUAUCGUUCAUCACUCUACUGUACGAAUAACCUCUACACUAGCUCUCUCCUUCUCUCUCUUCAUAAAUCUUCUCUACAAUAUAGUGAAUCGUUCUACACCAGCUCUCCAUCCCCCUGAAGCUCUAUCUUCACAGAACUUAAUAUCAACAGCAGUGGAAACAUUUUUAAUCAUUAGAGGGCAUCAAUAAAAAGCUAGGAUUAUAUAUUUAGGAGGAGAAAACAUCACUUUUAGUAGUCGCUCUCUGUUAUUAAGCUGGAGAGGACAUGUCUCUAUUGCGUCCUAUUAUUUACUCGAGUGGUUCGUCUCCACACACUCCAUUGACACCGGACACUGUCUCAAAGAUGUAUGACCUUGCCCAUUAUCCUCAGUUGGAUAAGAUAGAAUCUGUUAUGUUAGCGGAGAUGGCUCAUAGAGAAUACCAAAGAGGCAACUACGACUUAUCCGAGAGACUCUGUAUGGAGUUAUGGCGUAGAGAACCAGACAACACCGGCUGCCUCCUCCUCCUCUCUUCAAUUCACUUUCAAUGCCGGAGACUUGAGAAAUCUGCUCAUUUCAGUACACUGGCUAUCAAGAAGAACCUCACACUAGCUGAAGCUUAUUCUAAUCUAGGAAACGUAUUCAAAGAGAAAGGACAGCUGGAUCAGGCCCUCCAGCACUACAGACAUGCUGUCCAUCUCAAGCCUGACUUUGUUGAUGGGUAUAUUAACCUAGCAGCUGCUCUUGUUGCCAAUGGUGACCUCCUGGAUGCUGUUGAGGCUUAUAACACUGCACUACACAUUAAUCCGGAUCUGUAUGGAGUUAGGAGUGAUCUUGGUAACCUUUACAAGGCACUGGGUAGACUGGAAGAUGCUAAAUCCUGCUACAUGAAAGCUAUAGAGACUCAUCCAACAUUUGCUGUAGCCUGGAGUAACUUGGGUUGUGUUUACAAUAGUCAGGGAGAGAUAUGGCUGGCCAUACAUCAUUUUGAAAAGGCUGUCCAGCUGGAUCCAGCUUUCCAAGAUGCCUACAUCAAUUUGGGCAACGUACUAAAAGAGGCGAGGAUAUUUGAUAGGGCAGUUGCUGCUUAUCUCCGUGCCCUUAGCCUCAGCCCCAAUCACGCCAUUGUGCAUGGGAAUCUUGCCUGUGUCUACUAUGAGCAAGGGCUCAUAGAAUUAGCUAUUGAUACGUAUAAGAGAGCUAUUGAGCUUCAGCCACACUUCCCUGAUGCUUACUGCAACCUUGCCAAUGCACUUAAAGAACAAGGAAAAGUAGCAGAGGCUGAGGAAUGCUACAAUAUAGCUCUAAAAAUGAACUCGUCGCAUGCCGACUCACUGAACAACCUUGCUAAUAUCAAGAGGGAGCAGGGACAUAUUGAUGAAGCCAUAAAGCUGUACAAGAGGGCACUGGAGAUAAUGCCAGAAUUUGCAGCAGCUCACUCCAACCUUGCCAGCAUACUCCAGAUGCAAGGGAAGCUCCAAGACGCUUUACUCCACUACAAGGAAGCCAUCAGGAUUCACCCAAACUUUGCAGAUGCUUACAGCAACAUGGGUAACACCCUCAAAGAGAUGCAGGACUUUCAAGGAGCCCUCCAGUGCUACUCCCGUGCCAUACAGAUCAACCCUGCCUUCGCCGAUGCCCACAGCAAUCUUGCGUCCAUUCACAAAGACUCUGGGAAUAUUCCAGAGGCCAUUACCUCGUAUCGAAUGGCGCUAAAGCUGAAACCGGACUUCCCUGAUGCUUUUUGUAACCUCGCCCAUUGUCUACAGAUUGUUUGUGACUGGUCUGAUUAUGAGUCUCGGAUGAAGCGAAUUGUUCAGAUCGUCGGCGAGCAGUUGGCGAAGAAUCGUCUACCGUCCGUCCACCCUCACCACAGCAUGCUGUACCCGCUAUCCCAUGGACAGAGGAAGGGGAUUGCUGCUCGUCACGCUACCCUCUGCCUGGAGAAGGUCUCUACACUACACAAGGCACCUUAUCAAUAUCCCAAGGAUCGAUCUGCUUCAGGUGGUAGGCUAAGAAUUGGAUAUAUCUCGUCCGAUUUUUGCAACCAUCCAACUUCACACCUCAUGCAGAGUGUACCCGGCUUUCACAACAGGGCUAAGGUUGAGGUGUUUUGUUAUUCAUUGUCGCCGGAUGAUAAUACGAGUUUUAGGAGAAAGAUAGCACAAGAGAGUGAACACUUUAUUGAUUUAUCAAAAGUUCCUGAUAAUGGUGCAGCUGCUAAUAGGAUCAAUUCUGACGGUAUUCAUGUUUUAGUGAAUAUGAAUGGAUACACUAAAGGAGCUCGUAAUGAAAUAUUUGCAUUAAAACCAGCCCCAGUACAGAUAAUGUGGUUGGGGUAUCCAGGUACCAGCGGGGCCUCCUACAUGGAUUACAUCAUCACCGAUCGUGUCACCUCCCCCAUGAACCUCGCUGACCAGUACUCGGAGAAAUUAGCCUACAUGCCCAGGACUUUCUUUGUGGGCGAUCAUCGCUACAUGUUCCCUCACCUCCUCUUCAAAGGACAGGGUACGACUGACCCCGCCCCUUUACAAGCGAUAGACUCUCAGUCUGGCGUCACUUCGAUAAACAGCGUCAUUCAGCGUCCAGUGCACUCCAUCACUGGUGGGAAUCGACAAGCGUCUUCGACUCAAGCGCUACAGCAACAAAAACUGGCGCUGCAGCAGCAGAAGUCGUUACUGAUACAACAGCAUCAGUCUUGCUUGCAUAAUCUCCAGCAACAGCCUCACAAUCACCUCUACCUGCAGCAGUGUCAGCAAAGCCAGCAGGCGCUGCAAAAGAUACAGGCAAGUCUUAACCAGUUAUCACAGCAGACAGCGAUAGCGUCUACUCCUCAGCCCGAACACCCUCUUGCGAUGCCAACAGACCUUCCAUUGACGACUAGGGCUCAGUACGGCCUGCCUGAAGGUGCUGUGGUCUAUUGUAACUUCAACCAGCUGUAUAAGAUAGACCCGGCCACUCUCGAGAGUUGGGCUAACAUAUUGAAGAGGGUUCCUAAUAGUAUCAUGUGGCUCCUGAGGUUUCCGGCUGUUGGAGAACCCAACGUAGUCGCAACGACUCAGAAACUUGGUAUCCAACCAAGUCGGAUCAUUUUCUCGCCCGUGGCUCCGAAAGAAGAGCAUGUUCGUCGUGGGCGAUUGGCUGACAUGUGUUUGGACACGCCCCUCUGUAACGGCCACACCACUGGCAUGGAUGUAUUGUGGGCGGGGACUCCAGUGCUUACGCUACCAUUGGAAACACUGGCUUCAAGAGUGGCCGCUUCUCAGUUGAUAUCUCUGGGUUUCCCUGAACUGGUUGCAUCCUCAAGACAAGAGUAUGAAGACAUUGCUGUCACCUAUGGAAACAAUCCUGCAAAGUUAAAAGCUCUUAAAACGAGGGUUCAGGAUGCUAGAUUAACCUCAUCGUUGUUUGAUACUAAGAAAUACACUCAGGAUCUUGAAGGGAUCUUCUUUCGUGCUUGGGAGCGCCACGAGCAGGGACUCCCUCCUGAUCACCUUGAGUAGACUCUCGGCCCAUUUUCUGCCCACAUCAUCUGUUGUUUGUAAUGAAGUUUUGGCACUUUCACUGAUUUCAUUCUGAAACAAUUCCUCUCUCUCUUUCUCUUCGUUUUCUACAAACUUAUUCUUUCUUCACUUUCGUAGCCUUUUCCUUUUUUGUUGUCUCAGACUUCCUAAAGUCCAGGCUGAUUCUAAUUCUUCUUCUCUAUAUAUUUAUAUUAUAUGUAUAUUCUCCUGUUGCUCUCACUCUCUCCUCUCUUUCUCUUCAAGGAUCAGGUCUGGUAACUGUUUAGGAUUCAAUUUUCAUUUUUGUUUGUUUUGCUUUCCGUUGCCUCCUCUUCUCUUGUAGAGGAUGAGGGAAUGGGAUGCUCCAUUGAUGGAAUAAAAUAAUUAUAAUAAUUAUUAUAAA
Messenger RNA from Amphimedon queenslandica, 4066 nucleotides. RefSeq names its product UDP-N-acetylglucosamine--peptide N-acetylglucosaminyltransferase 110 kDa subunit-like. Bases 448 to 3663 code for a protein of 1071 amino acids. Lineage: Eukaryota; Metazoa; Porifera; Demospongiae; Haplosclerida; Niphatidae. The record is from RefSeq and is a predicted model, not a curated record. Gene Ontology annotation, biological process: protein O-linked glycosylation. Gene Ontology annotation, molecular function: protein binding; protein O-acetylglucosaminyltransferase activity. The transcript has 14 exons.